Messenger RNA from Salvia hispanica, 3198 nucleotides. NCBI's taxonomy places the organism in Eukaryota, Viridiplantae, Streptophyta, Magnoliopsida, Lamiales, Lamiaceae. The record is from RefSeq and is a predicted model, not a curated record.
AUGCCGCCGAGACGCCAUAACCGUCAACCGACACCUCCGCCUUCGAGCGAGGAGAGUGUGACACAGUCAAUUCAGACACCGCCGCCUCCCCCACCCCCGGUUAAUCGGGAAAUAGUGAAGCUGUUCUUGGAACAGAAACCACCUGUGUUUGAUGGACUUGGAGAACCGGCCAAGGCCGAAUCAUGGAUCCGCGCGAUAGAGCGUAUCUUCGCAAUCUUGGGAUGCAAUGAUAGGGAACGGAUGAGUUGCGUUACUCACCAACUAAUCGAGGCAGCCGACUUUUGGUGGGAUACUAGAACGAAGACCCUGACGCGAGACCAAGUAGAAGCAAUGACGUGGGAAGAUUUCAAGACUGAAUUGUACAACAAGUAUGUGCCGAAGAGCUACCGGAAAGCAAAGGCAUCCGAGUUCCACAAUCUGACUCAAGGACGCAUGACUGUGACCGAGUACGAUCGAGCGCUCAAUAGCAUGACCCGAUACGCCCCUGAUCAAGUCGACACUGACGAGAAGCUGUCCGACAAGUUCCGUGAGGGACUAAGGUCCGAGAUAAAGAUGUCGUUGGCCAGUCGAGGGAGACUCACCUAUGCUAAAGCUUUGGCACUCGCGUUGGAUAUUGAGGCAGCAAUGCCUAGAGAGAGAGCAAAGGAGAACUCUACACCGUCCUUACCCCCAUCACAUCACUCCCGGGAGAAGAGGAAGUGGGAGGAUACUAGGAAUUCCUACGACGGAAAACGGAACCAGUCGAAUCAACAUCGAUCCCAGCACGGAGGAGGGCAACAUACGUCUAGCCAGAGAGGAGACUAUCGACCCAGGGCACCGCAGUGCAAUGUGUGCUCUAAGUACCAUUUCGGAGAAUGCCGAUAUCAGAACGUCGUCAAGUGCUACACUUGCGGAGGAAACGACCACUUCUCUAGGGAGUGUGCAAAUAACAAGGUAGGAUCGGGAUCAAGGCAGAACGAUCAAGGAUCCCGUCAGCAAUUGAGGGCACCGCAAAGUGAACCACGAGGAAAUCGCGACCCACCGUCGCGACAGCAACAACCACCCCGCCAAAGGCUUGCUCCACAAGCGAGAGCGUACGCGUUGGAACAUAAGAAGCCGAAGAAAGAGCAAGAUGAUCGUGAGAAAGGAAACUUGACAGGUAUGGGCGAAAUUCUCGAUACCCCCGUUGUUGUGUUAUUUGACACGGGCGCAUCGCAUUCAUUUAUAUCUGAGUUAUGUGUGCACACUUUGGGCUUGCCUACUAGCGAAUCUGAACAUAGAAUGAUGGUGUCCUCACCAGUAGGAGGAAUGAUAGAAAUAUCUAGAACAUGCUCGAACAUAGAAAUUGUUAUGGGAGAACUUAAGUUAGUCGCUCACGACCUGCAAGUUAUGGCGAUGAGAGAUACCGACGUAAUCCUAGGAAUGGACUGGUUGGCCGCGAAUUUCGCGACGAUUCGAUGUAAGGAGAGGAAAAUAUCCCUACAAGCUCCGGGAAAAGAACCUAUCGUGUAUCAUGAAAUCUCGAUGAACCGGCGAACUGCGAUAAUCUCUGCGCUGCAAGCUACCGCGAUGAUGAGAAAGGGGCGACCUGCCUAUCUCGUCUAUCUUCACGGCAAUGAGAAUGAUGAAAGAAGAGUGGAAGACGUCGCUGUUGUGCGGGAAUUCUCAGAUGUUUUUCCCAAAGUGUUACCUGGACCACCGCCGGAUCGACAAUUGGAGUUCACCAUCGAUCUCGAGCCGAGAGCCGCACCCGUAUCCAAAGCACCAUAUCGAAUGGCACCUAAGGAGUUGGAGGAACUCAAGAUACAACUCCAGGAGCUCAUGGACCUAGGUUUUGUUAGGCCUAGUGUUUCGCCGUGGGGCGCACCGAACAAGUAUCCACUGCCGAGGAUAGAUGACUUGUUCGAUCAACUUCGAGGAGCCGGAGUGUUUUCGAAAAUGGACUUGAGGUCCGGAUAUCAUCAACUAAGAGUACGAAGGGAGGACAUACCGAAGACUGCAUUUCGCACAAGAUAUGGACACUACGAGUUUGUUGUGAUGCCGUUCAGAUUAACGAAUGCCCCAACGGUAUUCAUGGACUUGAUGAAUCGAAUAUUCCAUCCGUACUUGGAUAAAUUCGUCCUAGUAUUUAUCGAUGACGUUUUAGUCUACUCGAGGAACGAGAAGGAGCACGAGGAGUAUCUACGAAUCGCUUUGGAGACUUUGAGAAACGAGAAGCUAUACGCCAAAUUCAGCAAGUGUGAAUUUUGGCUGAAAGAAGUAAACUUUCUUGGACAUAUUGUGUCGGCGGAAGGAAUCAGAGUGGACCCCGCCAAAGUUGAAGCCGUGCAACAAUGGAAGUCACCAUCAACACCAAACGAGAUUCGGAGUUUCCUAGGCUUGGCAGGAUACUACCGAAGGUUUAUAGAAGGGUUCUCUAAGAUAGUGAGACCAAUGACGCAACAACUUAAGAAGGGAGUCAAGGUGAAUUGGACCCCAGAGUGUGAAGCAAGCUUUCAACUCUUGAAGGAGAAGUUGACCACCGCGCCAGUUUUAGCUGUGCCCGAGUCUGGAGUGAACUACGUAGUCUACACCGAUGCUUCGAAGGUUGGACUAGGAUGCGUGUUGAUGCAAAACAAUAAGGUGAUCGCCUACGCGUCACGACAGUUAAGACCACACGAGUUGAACUACCCAACACACGAUUUGGAGUUAGCAGCAGUGAAGGACUUGAACAUGAGACAACGAAGAUGGCUCGAACUAGUGAAGGACUACGAUUGUGGUAUCAAUUACCACCACGACAAAGCAAAUGUGGUGGCAGAUACUUUGAGCCGAAAGGACCAUUCGCAACUAGCUUUCCUGACGGAAGAAGAAAGUUUGAUACGAGAGUUUAGUAGAUUGCGAUUGGAAGUGAUAAGGGCACCUGGAACUGUGGAAGGACGAAUCGCCACCUUAGUGGUGGAGCCAGAUUUGAAAACAAGAAUCGUUGCAGCGCAACGAAUGGAUGCGAAACUCGAAGAGAUUCGAGUGGAAGUGAGAACUAGCAAGUCGGGAAAUUUUAGCGAGGAGUCCGAUAAUGCCCUCAUGUUUGAAGGAAGACUAUGCGUGCCUGACAACGAGGAACUCAAGAACGAGAUCAUGAGUGAAGCUCAUGAGACUCCAUACACUGCUCACCCUGGAAGUACAAAGAUGUACCAAGACUUGAAGAAGUCAUUUUGGUGGAAUGGCAUGAAGAGGGAUUGA